Ylistrum balloti is the source of this 8384-nucleotide messenger RNA. Its product is annotated as nipped-B-like protein. The transcript is spliced from 50 exons. Lineage: Eukaryota; Metazoa; Mollusca; Bivalvia; Pectinida; Pectinidae. The record is from RefSeq and is a predicted model, not a curated record. Bases 173 to 6187 code for a protein of 2004 amino acids. Gene Ontology annotation, biological process: replication-born double-strand break repair via sister chromatid exchange; establishment of mitotic sister chromatid cohesion; regulation of gene expression. Gene Ontology annotation, molecular function: chromatin binding. Gene Ontology annotation, cellular component: Scc2-Scc4 cohesin loading complex.
CUGAAAUAUUGGAUAAAUUCGGUAUUUUUUCUAACAUUUGACGACCCGAGAUGGAUGUCAAUUGAAACUUUGGACAUUAUUCUUAAAAUACGACCGAUGAUUCAAAUGAAUAAUCUGCAAUUUGAUCGUAUGGUUCAUCUCUGAAUAUCAGACAGAUGUAGCUAUCAAACCAAUGGUAAUCAUGAAUGGUGAAGUUCCAAGUGUUCCCAUAACAACACUUGCGGGAAUUACAAGUUUGACAGAUCUAUUACCAGAGCUGCCAUUACCGACACCAUUGCCAUCAACAGUUCAAAACAAAAGUCUCCUCUAUCAUGCCAGAUUAGCAGAAAGUGCGAAGAGGCACUUGUCCAAAAGAGAUGAUGGAUUGACUCAACAGAUUGUCCAUGCCUUGCGACAGACGUCUACUGAUCAUAUAGAGCUAAAGGACAGUUUGGUGGGUGAUAGUAUUGAAGGUGACAUACCCGAGCUUUUGCGAGGAGUGCUAGCCACAGAUCCAAAUGUAUUCAAAGGAACAAGAAGUCAGACAAGUGGUAGGACUGGGAAUCGCAGUCAGCAGAAACAGCAGCCUUCUGUGGCCCCCUAUCCUGUCCAAAACUUCCAGAAUUUCCCACAAAAUAAUACACCAAGAAUUAACCAGCAACACAGUCCUGCAAGAGCAACAGAUCAUUCAGGAUCUUAUCCUCAAAACUCGUCAUCUAAGUUCCAACAGUCCUUUCAGAACUUUGCACAGACAUCAUAUUCCAAUGUCGCAGGUACAAUGAAUGGGGAACACCCUGGCACUCCUGAGGGUCAUUACAUUGGCCGGAAUGUAAACCAAAAUUCAAGAAACACAGCACCAGUGGCCUCUCCUGCCCAAGCCACAGUAGCUGAACCUUUAAUACCAGUUGCAAAACAGCCAGAGUCAUUGAUGCCAAAACAUACUACAGCUAAUCCCCAGAAGUAUCCACCAAUGAAGCAGCCUAUUGUCCUAUUGGAGCAACUAUCACACCAAUCCCUUCCUUCCCAUGGUAGUAACAAGAAGAAAAGUACAGGCCAGCCAUUUGUAAUGUUGGAGCCCCUUGAUGAGAAGACCCUAAAGUCAAUCAAAUAUGGAGGCUCAGUGAAAGCCAAGUCUGACCGAAGAUCAGGAAGCAAGAGACGUUACGAUGAUGAUAGCGAUGGCUAUUCCUCCAGAAGAAAGAGAAGGAGAAAUUACAAUGCAGAUGACGAUAGUGAUGUGGAAAUGAUUGAAUCCGAUUCUGAUUCAGAGAUGGAAGUUGCAAGAAAAAAGAAAAAAGACAAGCGACAUAAGCGGGUGAACCAACAAGCUUUGUCUGUAGAAGAGCUGCUUGAGAGCCCAACUUUUAAGAAGUUUAGCACGGCCAUGGAAUAUAUCCUGGACAGUGCAGAAGACAUAAAUUUUGGGUCUUUGGAUCCCAAUGAUGAAGACACAGAGUGUCCACCAGAAUCUCUUAUAUCAAAACAAAUCCUUACAGAACUUGUAGGAGAAACGGCCAAAUUGAAAUCUAUGGGUGUAUUAAACCAGGUACCAGCUGACAAACUUGUGAAACUUCUGACAGUGUUACAGUGGAAUAUAAGAGAUGGUACAAAACUUUUACCAAAUAUGACACAGGACAUAGACGAUGAAGAAGAACAAAAAUUAUGGCGUCACUUAACUAUGGAAAGAGUAAUGCGUAGCAUGGACUCCUCUCUCACUGCCCUGUACAUCAUGACGUCCAAGGAAAUGCCCAAAAAUGUUUACCUGGAGGAUGUAAUAGAGAGGGUCAUCCUGUAUGGCAAAUUUCAGUUGCAGAAUACUGUGUACCCUGAGUAUGAUCCAGUGUACAAGGUGGACCCAAAGAAGGAUGGCUACCACACAAGUUCUAAGUUAAAACGAGCUCGGGCAGGACAGGUGAAGCACAAGUCCACAAUCAACCUCUACAAUAAAAUGGCAGACUUGGUGGAUAACCUAGGACAACUGAUAGACAUACAGGAAAUGACAGACACCACCAUAUUACAGGUGUCGACUUUAGGAGUAUCCCCUUUCUUUGUGGAAAACAUCAGUGAACUGCAGUUGAAUUCCAUGAAGCUGGUAACGACGAUCUUCACACACUAUGAAAAACAUAGGCAGCUUAUAUUAGAGGACAUAUUUGCCAGUCUGGCAAGGUUGCCAUCAAGCAAACGGAAUCUCAGGAACUACAGGUUGAACUCGGAGGAAUCAAUACAGAUGGUGACAGCCUUGGCUCUCCAGCUAAUACAGUGUGUGAUCAAGCUGCCAUCACAGUUUAACUCUGGACCGGAACCCAUAGUAGAGGAAGAACCUGUCCCAUCUUCCUCCUCCUCCUCCAAACGAGGACACCAGAAUCAAAAGAAGAAAAAGCCAGAGAAUGAACAAGAUGUUUUAAUUGUCACGUCCUUUGAGAAUGCUAUGAGAACAGGAUAUAACUUCCUGUCAGUCUUCUUAAAAAAGUGUACUGUGAAAGGAGAGGAAGAUUAUCGACCUUUGUUUGAAAACUUUGUCCAAGAUCUCCUCUCUACCGUCAACAAACCAGAAUGGCCCUCAUCAGAGCUCAUGCUCAGUCUCCUUGGCAGAAUCCUUGUAAAGCAGUUCAGCAAUAAAUCUGUAGAUAUGUCUCUCAGGGUAGCGUCUUUAGAAUAUCUGGGCAUUGUUGCGUCCCGGUUACGUAAAGAUGCUGUGUCUAGUCAACUGAACCAGGAAUCCAUUGACGAGAUUGUUGCCAAGGUGAAUGAAGUGGACAGUGAUGAUGAAGCCCCACGGCGAUCCUCAAGGGGAGGCAAGACUUCACCUGUGCAGGAAGGUGUAAAUGACUCAGCUGAGGACCAAACACAGAGUUUACAAAAGGCUAUGCUAGAAUAUCUCACUUACAAUAGUGAGAGUGAGCCGGCUUACUGGUUUGCUUGUCAGUUCUAUAUCGCUCAAUGGUAUAGAGAUGCAACAAUGGAAGCUGAGAAGUCUGGAGCUUCUCAUGAUGAAUUUGAUGAAACUGAAGCGGAAAUGACAACUGAAGUCCUCCAAAACACAGAAAGGCGGAAAAAUUUCCUCCUGAAACAAGUGGAACUCACUAUGCUAGCACACAAGUCAGGAAGACCGCCACCGAGCAACUUGGAACAUGACAGUGCAUGUCUGAUAGCCAGAUACCUGUCCUCUAAACGCCCAUUUGCACAAAGUUUUGAUAUUUAUUUGACACAGAUUUUGCGGGUACUUAGUGAAACAGCUGUGGCUGUGCGGACAAAGGCGAUGAAAUGUCUGACAGCUGUGGUGGAGUCUGAUCCUGGUAUUCUGGCCAGGACUGACAUGCAGAAGGGUGUUCAUGGCCGGUUCCUAGAUCAGUCAACGAUGGUACGAGAGGCAGCAGUGGAAUUAGUGGGGAGGUUCAUCCUUAUCCGUCCAGAUCUCAUUCCUAAAUAUUAUGAUAUGUUAUCAGACAGAAUCCUGGACACAGGAAUUAGUGUACGCAAACGGGUGAUAAAGAUAUUCAGAGAUAUCUGUAUAGAGCAAAGUGACUUCCCAAAAAUUCCUGAAAUGUGUGUUAAGAUGAUUAGACGGGUGAAUGAUGAGGAAGGCAUCAAGAAACUAGUUAACGACGUGUUUCAGACAAUGUGGUUUACUCCACUCAGCACCCGAGACAAAGAUACCUCAAAGCUGCUCCAACGAGUGGUGAAUAUCACAGAUGUGGUCGCAGCAUGUAAAGACACUGGUUUUGAAUUCUUUGAGCAGUUGUUAGAAAAUCUUUUGAAGAAGGAUGAAGAAGGCAACUACAACAAGAGUGCAGUGACAUCAUGUCGACAGAUUGUGGACUGUUUAGUGGAAAAUGUCCUUUCCCUUGAAGAGCGCAGUGUUGAUGUGGAUUCAGUGAAGGGUUGCAGUCAGCGACUCGUGGCCUGUCUGUCCACUCUGUUUCUGUUCAGCAAGAUUAAACCUGACCUGAUGAUCAAACACGCCACAACACUUCAGCCAUACCUGGACAUCAAGUGCAGUACACAGGGAGACUUCUAUGUACUACACUAUGUAGCCAGGAUCCUGGAGGUGGUCGUGCCAUUGAUGGACCACCCCAGUGAAUCAUUUCUUGCCCAGUUAGAGGAGGACAUGAUCAAAUUAAUCUUAAAACAUGGCAUGAUGGUGCUCCAGAGUUGUGUUCGGUGUUUAGGUGCUGUUGUAAAUAAUGUUAGCCAUAACUAUGCCUUAGUCAAAGACUGCUUCCAAAAGUUCUUCGGUGUGUUGUCACGUUUAAUGGCAGACCACAAAGACGACCCUGAUAAUGCUACACUGAAAAUCAGAAAACCAACGCUACUCAGGUCCCUGUUCACAGUGGGGCUUUUGUGCAAACACUUUGAUUUUGAUUCCAGUGAAAUGGGUGAAACCAAGACAUCCGUGAAAGACAAGGUGUAUGAUGUUCUGCAUUACUUUGUCUUCCAUGAAGAUGAAGAAGUCCGUACCAAAGCUUUGACUGGUUUAGGGUUCCUGUUUGUGCGUCAUUAUGAAUUCAUGCUUGGAUCUAAGGCGAAGGAGUUGUAUGUUGACUUUUUAACAAACGACAACACCCCAGUUCGAUUAAAAGUUCAGGUGUUAAAGAACCUUCAGUAUUAUCUCCAAGAAGAAGAGGUCCGUAUGCAAAAGGCAGAUGCAGAAUGGAGAAAACAUUCUAAGGAGGAAGAUUUGAAGGAAAUGAACGAUAUUCAAUCUGGAAUGGCCAGUACAGUGAUGCAAGUUUAUCUGAAACAAGUGCUGGAGUCCUUCUUUAACCAGCAGUCCCAAGUCAGAAUGGCAGCUCUUAGUGUGAUAAACCUUGUCCUCCGACAGGGGCUGGUACACCCUGUCCAGUGUGUGCCGUAUUUGAUCAGUUUUGGAACUGACUCAGAGCAAUCAAUCAGGGUGAAAGCUGACCAGCAGCUACAGGAAAUAGAAAAGAAAUACCCUGGCUUCAUACAUAUGAAAUCAUUACAUGGACUGAAGCUAUCCUACCGCCUUCAACAAAUCCUCCAGGAUGACCAUUCAAAACCUAUUCGAGGAAUGAGAAGUCCAGAUGAAAAUGUACAGAGUCUGAAUGCAUACUUAUAUACAGUGCUGCGGAGUAAUCGUCCACAUCGGAGAGCUAUUCUCACCACUCUUCUCAACCUGUUUGAUGAUUCUGCUAAAAUAACGUUAGCAGAGCAAGUGUAUAUAGCAGACAAUUUGUCCUUUUUCCCAUACCAAACUCAGGACGAGCCUUUGUUCAUCAUUCACCAAAUAGAUAUCAUAGUAUCAGUGUCGGGUUCCAACCUGCUGCAGUCUUUCAGGGAGAAGCUGUACGGCAGUGAGCGGGAAAACCAUGGGGGUCUUAUAAACAACCAAAACGGAACACAAAAACCAAUUGAUGAGGAAGAGGAUGAUGACCCAGAAGCUUUACUAGAGCGCCUUCCAGAACGUAUCCAGCCCUUACUUGAGAUCUGUCGUUUCUCCCAAGGUUGUAUUUUAUUGCUCCAUCUCAAGCAGCACCUAAAAGAGCUUUAUGGUUUCACAGAUAGCAAAAUUCACAACUAUUCCCCAGCAGAAACCAAGUUGUAUGAUAAACCUGUUUCAAGAAAGUUUCUGGUCAAGUUCAACCCAGAAACUGUGUUAGAAGUGCUUGCUGAAGGCACGCCAAAAUCUUCAGAUGACAUCGAAGUGCGGACAAAACUAGUCAAUGAUUAUUUGGAGUUCAAAGAGCUGAUGCUGUGUAUAGAUCCGCCUGAUGAAGAUGAAAGUGAUGGUGAGGGUAAGGCUGGCACACCUAACCCCGCCAAGCCAGAUGCAGCUGGAACAGCCAGCGCCCCCGCUGGCACUGCAGGCGAGGCAGCUAAGGAGGGCACAGAGAGCAAUCCUAUAGAGGCCAAUGCAGAAGCCAACUCAAGUGAGACGAGCAAACCUCACCAUCCCCCACCACCGCCCACACAUCACACAGGACAUCAUUCAACACACCAUCACUCCUUAUCAUCAAGACUCUCAAAGCAUCACCAUUUAAUACAUGGUACAUCCGAAAAGAAGAAAAUUAAAAUUCAAACACCUUCAUCUACAAGGACUUCAUCUAGUACAUUUAGCAGUUCAUUUUCAUCCACACCUAAACCAUCCUCAUCAUCAAAAGACAGAAAGAAACACAAAAAACGGAAGCGGCGAUAUAAAAGUGACAGUGAGGACGAUAGUGAUGAUGAUCCUGAUUUUGUGUUAUAGUUUUCAGCGAGUUUUUUUUAAGUGAUGCGUGAGUGAUGUGUGGAUGUCCCGUUGGCAAGAAGAAUACCUUGCAUAAAGCUAAAGCUAACUGGUAUGCACCACAGUUGUAAAGGACAUCUUCUACAAGGCUGUGGUCCAGUUUUAUAGGCUCAGACAGGACCAGAAUUACAAACCAAGUUUUACAACUCAGCAAUAUCAUUUUUGGAAAUAAUUCAACUUCUUGUUACCUUUUUAUGUGAAUUUGAUUUUAAGAAAAUAUAUUUCAAUUAUCCAGGGUCUAUUUGUUUUAUGUUUACUGAAUUUUAGAAUUCGGUUUUAGUACUUCUUAGUCGUCUAUAUCAAAUGAUAUUUUAGUGUGAAUUACAGUCUUUCAGAAAACAUGGUUGGUACAUUGGUUCCUGGAAGACAAAAUUAUCAACUACAAUGAAGACAGCUGAUCAGUAUAAAUGCUGAAUUUUAUGUCAGAUAUAUAUUUAACAGAAACCAAAAUUCUGAUAUUUCAUCAUCCAAAGACUAUACCUGGUAUUGUCCAAUAAAGUAACAGACAUUCUAUUUAAAGAAGUUUCACCAUAUCUGUAUUUAAAAGGAAUCUCGCAUUUUUUUUUUUUUUUUUUUUAUAGCAAUGUACAUUUUGAUUUCAGAGUUCAACUGAUAUCAGCAUGUGCCAGUUGAGUUUUUUCAUGUUUUUGUCUUCUUUUUUUCAAACGUAUAUGGGACAAAUAUUAAACAAAAACCAUGGUGUGUUUGCUGUUGACACUUAAACGGUCUGUGAUAUGCACUCUUUGUUGCGAAAGACUUGUUAAUAUCAAUAAGACUUUGACUAUGGUCUAGUUCUGGAUAUAAAUUAGGCACAUAUGAUCUUUUGACUUGUUCAAACAAUUUAAGUUUAGUUCAUAAGAAGGAAACAAUUUCUUUGAUAAAUUAAAUUAUAUCUUAUCGAAUUAACAAAUAUAUUUAUCUACUUUCUCAGUUGAGAGUCAUCAGCCUGAACACAAAUUUGUUUUGACAGCUGUGAUAAUGAGGCACGAAAUCAGUGGACUGUUAAGUAUUUGCGAGUGAAUCUUAGAUACAGAAGUGAAGGUAAAAUUGCAGUAGAUUUUUGAGAAACUGAAAUGACUUGACUUUGAAUGUUAAUAUUCGGACAGUUUUAAUUUAAAACCAAAAUGAAUUGAAUAACAAAAACAACCGUAAAUCACUUAUUAAGAUAAAUGUAACAAAUGUCUCUAAAGACUUACUAUCUUGUAUAAGUCUGUACCGACAUGUUAUAUGAUUUGUGUAAUGCCUAAGUGAUGCCUACCCUUUAUUAUGUAACAUUUGGGUUUACAAAGAUAAAAUGGUAUCAAUAUUCAAAAUGGAAAGAAACAUGCUAGCUGAUAGUAUUGUGACAGUGUUUCACAAUAAAAAAAAUUUCUUUCACCAUUCCCAAAAGAAUUGUUAAAUUACAGAUAAGUGUAAUUUUUUUUUUUUUUUUUGUUGGUUGUGAAAAUACAGUGAAUUAUGAUAUAUACAUUGAUUUGUUGGUCUUUUUCCUUUAUUUUGAUGUUCAAAGUGAUAAACUCGAAGAACCAUUCUUAGAUAUACUUAAUCUGUAGUAAAGUACAUCAGAAAUACAAUAUCCAUAACAACUUCCUGUAAAUGUAAUAUAUAUAGAAAGAAAGCAGGCUUUCAUUUUAUUAACAAAAUGUUUUAUCACCAAUAAAUGGAAAAAGUGCAAGAUAUUUUUCUUAGCUGUUUGAUGAAUGUUGGUGGAAAGUCUAAUAUCUAGUGUGGAUGUGAAAGUUUGCGAUACACAUGGGCAUGAAAGAAAUUGAGCAUAAUUGGUACAAAUUACACAUACAUCGUUUUUGUCCUAUUUUAUAAUGUAAAUACAAAGUUGUUUAUGUUGUCAAUCUGCUGCUGUUCAUAUUUAUCAUUACAUUGAUAUGUUAAAUACUGCAUAUUUUAUCAAAAUUCAUCCGAUUGCCUCUUUUUUAUCAAAUAUCAUGUCAUGUUAUGUUUCAUUGUAUGAAAUCUCUCAUUUUCUCACCCUGUAAAUCUAUAGCUGUCAUGAAGUAUUUAUUUUAUUAUAAAAAAAGACCGUUGACUCUUUAACAAAUCAUCUUUCUUAUUGAAUCCAUUGAAUCACAAGUGAUGUCUUCAUUCCCAAAAGUUUGUGAACUGAGAAAGUAGAUAAAAAAAGUUAUUUGAAAUAAUAAAA